Messenger RNA from Coccidioides immitis RS, 3822 nucleotides. Its product is annotated as mRNA-nucleus export ATPase. Bases 175 to 3519 code for a protein of 1114 amino acids. The transcript has 3 exons. Lineage: Eukaryota; Fungi; Ascomycota; Eurotiomycetes; Onygenales; Onygenaceae. Gene Ontology annotation, molecular function: ATP binding; ATP hydrolysis activity. The record is from RefSeq and is a predicted model, not a curated record.
UGUCUGCUUUUGUUUUGUUGUUUUCACUGUUCGAUCGCUCUUCAUUGUGUCCUUCUUAGACUUUCUGCAUUUCCAAUUUUUGAACCGUUUGUUUUUUCUACUUGGUUCUGAUACUCCUUUUGAUACCCUUUUUCCCGUUUGUCUUAAAAAAAAAGUUUGAUCCCCCCCUGGAUAAUGCCCCUCGUUCAGAUGGAGGCGACGACGUCUCACCCCACGAUGGUCUCCAAAGCUCCGUCGUCGGUUCAUCCCACCGAAGCGGAGGUCUGUUCUCUUUUAAAAACUAUUCUCGAAGCACAGACGUCUGACCAGUCGCUGGAUGCCUCCUACGCCCUCACGAAUCUACUCAUCCAGACCGUCGGUGCCAGCGGCCUGCAUGACUAUUGCUUACUCCGCGAGAUUAAAAAGGCAGCGACCGACAAGAAGAGCGGGGCGAAGAGGGAGAGUGCAAUGUUAAUACUGGGUGCUCUGUUCGAGAGGUUUCCAUCCGAACAUCCGCUGAGCGAGGUUAUUUUCUUGAUCGAGGACGGGGGCUUGCUGCAUCUGGCUUUGGACCUGCUUGCGGAUAAAGGUGCUGUGGUGCGGGAAGCCGCGCAGUAUGCCGUCGAUGCCCUAUUUGCAGGUCUGAAGGAAGAGUCCCUGGUAGCUGCUUUGCUCCCCGCGCUGUCGAGGUAUCUCGGUAAGCCUACCGGCAAGUGGCAGGGUACGGUGGGCGCAUAUAAGCUGGUGGAGAAGAUGGCGAACAAGGCGAAGAUUGGCACGGAAACCAAGGAGAAGGAGCAGUUGAAGGAUUUGCUCCGUGAGUCCAUGGGGAAAACAUUAAAGGACCUCAUCCCCAUUGUCGAGUCCGGCAUGCACGAUUUGAAAAAUGAAGUUGCGAAACAGGCCGUGAAGACCAUGUCGGCGCUCACAACGUUGAUCGAUAACGAUGAUGUGACCCCUCGGAUCCCACUCCUGCUUACUUCCAUGGAGAAGCCGUCCGCUCAAACUCUUCAAAAGGCGAUCCACGCUCUCUCGCAGACCACGUUCGUUUCUAUUGUGACGUCUCCCGUGCUUGCCCUCCUUACGCCUCUUCUCGAACGAUCUCUUAAUACACCCUCUACCACUCAGGAGGUGCUCCGACAGACUGUAAUAGUCGUGGAGAAUCUUACCAAACUCGUGCACGACCCUGUCGAGGCGAGAACAUUCUUACCAAAAUUAAAACCUGGUGUGCAACGAGUCAAGGAUGGUGCUUCUCUGCCUGAAGUACGCGAGAUUGCCACACGAGCUAUGGACGUUAUUCAAAAGGCUAUGGGAGAAGAUGGCGUUGCGGCAGGAUCAGUGCCACAGACGACAGUCGACGACGUUCUGAAAGUAUUAGAAGCGCAGGUUAAAGCACAUGGCGGCAUUGUUCGAGCUCAAGACUCGUCCUUUUGGAAUAUUACAAAGACAUAUGUUUCCGAGAUGGUGCGCGACGAUGUAAAUUCCCGUCAGCUAGAUCGCAUACCUCUUUGUGUAAGUCCGUACCUUCGUUCACUAGUGAAGGAAGGCCAGCAGGAUGCGAUAGCGUCUGCGCUCAAAGCCCAUUUUGUCGAGGAAGACCAACGGAAACACGGAAUGUCUGUCCAGGAGGACGAUGGCGAAGUUGAGAUCGUCAAUGCUGAUUUCUCGCUUGGUUAUGGUGGCCGACUUCUUCUUUCACAUGCGAACCUACGCUUAUUGAAGGGCCAUCGAUACGGUUUGUGCGGAAGAAACGGUGUUGGAAAAUCUACUCUCAUGCGCAGUAUCUCGGAGGGUAAAUUGGAAGGUUUUCCUUCCAAGGAUGUCCUCAGAACUUGCUUCGUCGAACACAACCAAGGCGAAGACGCCAAUCAGACCGUGUUGGAAUUCCUGGUCAAUGACCCUGAGAUCGCUGGGGCCGGCCGCGACACGAUAUCGGAGGCGCUCAACGAAGUCGGUUUCAACCCACAACCCGGCGGACGACAGCAUCAAGCGGUGAAUUCACUCUCUGGUGGAUGGAAGAUGAAGCUGGCUCUUGCACGUGCCAUGAUCAUGAAGGCUGAUGUUCUCCUGCUCGACGAACCGACUAACCAUCUGGAUGUUGCCAACGUGAAGUGGCUUGAAGAAUACUUAAAGAAACAUACAGAUAUUACCAGCUUGAUUGUCAGCCACGACUCUGGAUUCUUGGAUGAAGUCUGCACAGAUAUAUAUCAUUACGAACAAAAGAAGCUGGUUCUUUACAAGGGCAAUCUUGCCGCGUUUGUAAAACUCCGGCCGGAAGCUAAGAGCUAUUACACAUUGUCUUCUACCAAUGCACACUUUAAGUUCCCGCCUCCCGGGAUCCUUGCCGGUGUCAAAUCACAAACUCGCGCCAUCCUCAGAAUGACAAAUGUCUCAUAUACAUAUCCAGGAAACUCCAAGCCCUCGCUUUCCGAUGCAUCCUGUUCCCUCUCUUUGUCAUCCCGUGUUGCAAUCAUCGGUGCCAAUGGUGCGGGAAAGUCAACGCUUAUGAAGUUGCUAACCGGCGAACUCAUCCCGCAAUCCGGUAGAGUCGAAAAACACCCAAAUCUUCGAAUUGGCUAUAUUAAGCAGCACGCUUUGGAGCACGUCGAGAUGCACAUGGAGAAAACUCCUAAUCAAUAUCUACAGUGGCGCUAUGCGAAUGGAGAUGACCGUGAGGUCUUGAUGAAGCAGACACGCGUGCUCACAGAUGAAGAUCGAGCACAGAUGGAGAAGCCGAUAGAUUUGGGAGAUGGAAGGGGCCCACGCCGGGUCGAGUGCUUGAUGGGAAGACAAAAAUAUAAGAAGAGUUUCCAAUACGAAGUGAAAUGGGUUGGGCUUCUCCCCAAGCACAAUGCUCAAAUCUCUCGUGAAACGCUCCUUGAUCUUGGAUUUGCCAAAUUGGUACAGGAAUUCGAUGACCACGAAGCUUCUCGGGAAGGCCUUGGCUACCGCAUCCUUGAACCGAAGGUGAUCUCGAAACAUUUCGAAGACAUCGGACUCGAUCCCGAAAUUGCCAACCACAAUGAAAUCUCCGGUCUCUCCGGCGGCCAAAAGGUCAAGGUCGUGCUUGCAGGAGCUAUGUGGAAUAAUCCCCAUCUCCUCGUCCUCGACGAACCUACUAACUUUUUGGAUCGUGAUUUCCUGGGUGGUCUCGCCGUUGCGAUCCGGGAAUUCAAGGGUGGUGUCGUGAUGAUUUCCCACAACGAAGAAUUCGUUGGCGCUCUCUGCCCUGAGCAGUGGCACGUCGCCAACGGGAAGAUUACCCAUAAAGGCAGCGCGGCUGUUUCUCUUGAUCGGUUCGAAGACAGCUCGCACGCGGCCAGCCCCGCGGCCAGCAGCGCUGUUACUAGCGCCAAUGUAUCGGCCGUGAAUUCUGGCGCUGAAGAUGCCGGCGAAUUGAAAUUCAGAGCGAAGAAGAAGAAGAAGUUGACGAGAGCACAGCUGAAAGAGAGAGAGGUUAGGCGAAGACUCCGACAUAUUGAGUGGUUGAGUAGCCCUAAGGGCACACCUCAUCCACCAGAUACGGAUGACGAGGGAUAGUUUGCUCCCUUUUUAUCUUGCCUUUUUUCUUCUUUUUUUCUUCUUUUUUUCAGCUGUUGUUAUGUGCGGGAAGGAUGAUUUUGCGGAUCUCCUAAAAAGGAGAUUUAAACAGUUUUUCGAUAUCCUUUGAAUACACUAAUUGGUAUAUCUUGUCUCUUUGUGCUUGCUGGUCUCAUGCUUGUCUUUGGACUGUGAAAAUUGGGUUGAUCAUUUGGUUCGUGUGUCAUCAGUUAGUUAUAGCUAGCCUGGGUCCAUGAUUUUGUGCGGAUAUAAAAAAUUCUACAAUGCUUAUCAUCAUGAAAA